GAGAACGUGAGAAAAGAAGUGCAAGAGUGUGAAUCCCGGAUGGGCUUUUAACUUGUACAACGACACGGAGAUUAAUGCACUUCCUUGUACAACGACACUUUCUUGCUGUGAAGAAAGAAGUGCGACUUCAUCGGGAGGGCAACGUAACAAUCGGUGGGGGCAACAACAUCUGUGUCUAACAAGGCAAAUCGAGCGGCCGGAAGAAGGCCGGUCAUGUGGAAUAUCAAGCUGAUUGAUUGUGGAGAUCAGGUCGGGCAUGUCAGCACACAAAGGACUUUUUCUUUGUCCUUUCACUUGAAUGUGACCUCGUCGGGAGACACUGGAAUAUUAGUAAGGCUUUCAGGGGAUCAUAUGGGCAACAAGACAUGCCCAAGCUUCUGACGAAAGUACAGCAUUGCUUUGGAACGCAGAUUCUUUGAACCAGCGUGAAUCACAAAUGUGUGACAUCGGCACUUUCUCCGCCAUGCCGGGUGUGGGUCUACGCACUGUUGGCGCCACAAGGAAAAGAUUUAUCGUUGCGUGAUAUCGAGGUCUUAACUUACCUGGAGAAGAGUUGCCUGUGACGGACCAUUAUCAACACCAAGCAAGAAUGGGACAGUUUUAAAAUCUUGUAGCCUUGGCGAUCUUCGCCCGAUGCAGUAGAAUGCGCGAUGACAGUGAUACAACCGAAUAUCAGCACUUUUAGCACUUCUCCAGCAUUCGUUGUCCUUCAAUUUUCUGUGAAUGCAGGCGUCGUUGUAUGGGAAGCUGUUCGAAUACACUUGGAAGGCGUGUUGAAUGGCAUGCUGUAGCGCCACUUGCUCCGCCGGAUGCCGCUGGAAGAGAUGUCCAUCGUCCCAGGCCCGAGUCAGAACCAUGUCUGUCCACUUUCCCCUUCUGAAUAUCAUGACACCUACGACGGGAGACAGAGAAAGACAAAGGCGGUCAUAUUGUACUCAAGACUCUAAACAUCGUGGUCCAUAAAGACAUACCGGUAUUCAGCCAUGGAUCCUGCUGCACUACGAUCUGGACUGCAUGAAGGACUUGCGGGUUUUGGGCGAUUAAGUCACUGUAAGCGGUGUAGAGUCGAGGCGAAAAGAAGUCUGUGAUAAGAAGAUUGUAAUCUUUGACAAAGGCGUCACUAUUCAUCCACAUCACAGUGGAAUACGCCUUCAGUAGACGGCGAAUAAGCAAUAUCUGAAAGAGAAGUGUGUGGAAUGUAUGAAGGCACAAAAAAUUCAAAGGCGUCCACGAUGUCAGAGCCGACCAACCUUUACAUAAUAAAUCGAUCUCCCUUCCAGGUCACUCCGACUGCUAUCUUGGACAAAUAGAGGAAUGUUUCGUAGGUGAGCAUAAAGUGCGAUAUUGAAGAUGCAGUCGAGACAUGCCAGGUUGACCAAAGUGGCAUUUUCGGCGCCAAAUUGAAACUGCAUAUAUACAGACACCCACACACACGCUCGUCGGAUUCCCUCUUGCACUAUGGUUCAUUCUGUAUGUUACGUUCCAGGCCGUGGCCAUCACCACAGACGGCGACUCUGUCAUUGCCUCAAUUUUCGCCCCUCGUGACCUCAGAAUGCCCAGUGCCAGCGUAGCGCCCUCGAAUUUGACUCUGUAGGUCUCGCAAGGCUCCUGUCUCCUCUUCAUUUGAGAGACGGCGCGUAUGUCAGCGGCAAGAUCUGUCUCAUUCCCUCGCAGCCUGCAAAUGAGGGUGCACGGGUCGUUCAGUUGCUCUUGAGUCUCCGAAAGAAGAAACGAGUCCAACGGGAAGAAAAGGAAAUGAGUCAUAGAAGGAAAUAGAAGAAGAAUGGCUGCAGCGAUGACGAGACCACUCCACCACACCACCUUUGCACCACUACGGACCAUCUCCGCAUGGAGGCAACACUAGGUCCAUCCACGGCACGUUCCGCGGCUGACCGCUGGUGCGCCGACGCUCUCGCCGCGAUCCCCUCGAACGGCCCCCCCUUGAACGGCCCAAUCCACGGCUAACCUUAUCGCGGAAUUCACAGCAUUAGUGUAAAUGCUUCCCCCUCUGUUAACACUUGAUGCGGCGUGACUGCCCAACAAAUACAAACAAGUGACAAGCGAUGCAGCCCGAAGGAAA
This is a messenger RNA of Vitrella brassicaformis, 2080 nucleotides long. The record is from the annotation of a GenBank genome assembly. NCBI's taxonomy places the organism in Eukaryota, Vitrellaceae.